AUGCCAACAACUUCACCAACAACAAUCACAACUCCAACAACAACCUCAACUACAGCAUCAACAACCACAACUGCAACAACUACAACUCCAGCAACAACAUCCGCAAUGCCAACAACAACAACCACAGCUUCACCAACAACAAUCACAACUCCAACAACAACCUCAACUGCAGCCUCAAUAACGACAACUGCAACAACAACCACAACUGCAACAACAACUAUAAUCAACAACAACCACAAUGCCAACAACAACAACCACAACUUCACCAACAACAAUCACAACUCGAACAACAAUCUCAACUGCAGCAUCAACAACCCCAACUGCAACAUCAACCACAUCUGCAACAACAACCACAAUGCCAACAACAGCCUCUACUGCAGCAACAACAACCACAACUGCAACAACUACAACUCCAACAACAACCACAAUACCAACAACAACAACCACAACUGCAGCAUCAACAACCCCAACUGCAACAACAACCACAUCUGCAACAACAACCACAAUGCCAACAACAACCUCUACUGCAGCAACAACAACCACAACUCAACAACAACCACAACUGUAACAACUACAACUCCAACAACAACAACCACAACUCCAACAACA
Molecule: messenger RNA, 609 nt
Organism: Austrofundulus limnaeus
Lineage: Eukaryota; Metazoa; Chordata; Actinopteri; Cyprinodontiformes; Rivulidae
Source: RefSeq, a predicted model, not a curated record